CACACACACAGGACAAAAUGACUGUGUGCGGGGCUGGUGGAAGCGGGCGCAUGUCCGCUAUUUACGAACACCCACUGUCCUGACGGAUCGAAAGAGCUCGGCGCUUUGGGUUUUGGCAUGUUUGGGUCAGCGAGCGGAGCUGAAACAUGGCGCCGUCCGGAUCGCGCAGCGCCAAGCGGAAGUGUCAGCGAGUAGUACACUGGAUCCCCGUGCUGUUCGUGUGCGCGCUCGUGGCGUGGUCCUACUACGCGUAUGUGGUACAGCUCUGCGUAGAAACAAUUGAAAACAUGGGAGAGAAAGUAUUUUACCUCAUGGCGUAUCAUGUCUCCUUUAUCAUGUUUGUAUGGUCAUAUUGGCAAACCAUCUUCACCAAACCAAUGAACCCGCUCAAAGAGUUCCACCUGUCACACACUGACAAAGAACUGCUGAAGCAGGAGGAUCGCGCUGAAUCUCAACAAGAGAUUCUGCAAAGAAUAGCCAAGGAUUUACCUAUAUCCACUCGCACAACGUCUGGAGCUAUUCGCUACUGUGAUCGAUGUCAUCUGGUGAAACCUGACCGAUGUCAUCACUGCUCAGUCUGUGAUAAGUGCAUCUUGAAGAUGGAUCACCAUUGUCCAUGGGUGAACAACUGCGUGGGCUUUUCAAAUUACAAGUUUUUUACACUUUUUCUUGCAUACUCGUUGCUCUACUGCCUGUUUAUCACUGCGACAGACCUGCAGUACUUCAUUCAGUUUUGGACCAACGGCCUGCCAGAUACUCAAGCCAAGUUCCACAUUAUGUUCCUGUUCUUUGCCGCCUCCAUGUUCUCAGUCAGUCUGGCUUCUCUGUUUGCUUAUCACUGCUGGCUAAUUUGCAAAAAUAGAUCCACCUUGGAGGUCUUCCGUGCACCUGCCUUCCUUCAUGGAGCCGACAAAAACGGCUUCAGUCUCGGAGUAAGCAAAAAUUUCCGCCAAGUUUUCGGGGAUGAAAAGAAAUAUUGGCUUCUGCCUGUGUUUUCCAGCCAAGGCGAUGGAUGCUCCUUCCCCACGUGUCUUGUGAACCUUGACCCAGAACAGCCUGCCUCACCAUCUGGACAUGCUGUCAAAAGUGAUGGAGAAACCCAUCAUUUUCCCUCUAAACCUUUGAGAGAAUCUCAAAGCCGACUGCUGAGCAAUGGACAGACAUGGACUGAGAGUGAUGAGACAGAGGAACAAGACAGAGAAGGUGGGACUGGCGCAAGCAACCCGGCCAUGAGUAUAGAGAAAGAAACAUAGUUUGGUCUCGGUGCUGACUUUUCUCUGUGCUGUUUAAGGAAACAAGAUCCCUGUUUGGUCGUGUGUGUUUUCUGUGGAACAACGAAGACACUACCUUCUGCUGCAGGAAACGUCCACUAUCCAGUGGGUUUCCAUGUUAUUGCUUGAGCAAGGUGCUUCUUACUAAAAGCUGACUGUUCAAUGUUAACCGGAGUGUCUAUGGUCAUUAGGACCUCUACAGUCGUCUGUAGAAGGAUUGAGACUUUGUGUGUAAUACUGUGCCUAAAUCAACACAAAAAAUGGUGCACUCUCAGAUACAUCACAUCAAAGUGAUUAUUAACAGCUAAUGCCUUGUUUAUACCUUGUGAACGUGUUUGAGGCUAACUUGAAUAUGAUGUUGGGAUGAUACUGUGGUUUUGUGCAUGCUGUGUGGUGCAUAUGUAUGUUAUCGAAAGUUACAAAGAAAACUGAGGAAUUCUUAAUACCUAAUUGGUGUCAUGAAUCGCUGACAAAAUGUAGCAAAGUCUGAACAAAUGGCACUUUUUUAUGCUUCGGAUGUUUGCAUGUUUAGGCAGAUGUUUGUAUUUUUAAUGAUGUACAUGUUAUGAUGAUAAGCUGUUUCAUUUGCCCUGUGUAUCUUUCAUCCUUCUUAAAUUCUUCAACAGAGAAUAUAUAUUACGGUGCUGAGAUAUUUUGUGCACGUAACAUGAACACAGCCCCUUUUUUUUUUUGCAGGACCAUACAAACUGGUUUUAAAUUUAAGCCACUAAAGGAAUUGAAGUACACAUGAAACCAGUGAAAUGAAUUUCCACUCAUAAGCACAGAGAGAGACACACAGUUAGUUCUUUUGCACUUCAGAUUAAUUUUGGCAGUUUAAUUAACAGUGCAAUGCAUUAAGAAUAAUGUCUGAAAAUGUAGGUCUGUUUUGAUUUUGCAGUUACUGUAAAUGGCUAAAAGUAUGCGGUUGUUUUUUUUUAGACAAAACAGCCAAAAAUGAGGUCUGGUCUGUUAGAAUGAGCAUUUAUAUGAUUGUAUGUACAAAACCAUAUACCAUGAUUGUGUGCACCAUUUUGAAAUCUGUUUAUAAGUUUUUUUGGCACCACCUUAUAACAGCAUGUCUAUUGUAAAAAUGUGUUGAUUUUGUGCAUGAAAAACAUGCAAUGUGCCACAUUUCUGAAAAGCAAAAUAAGUGUUUGGUGUCUCAAUAUCUACAGUGCCCUCCAGAAUUAUUGGCACAUUUCUUUACACAAUGAAACCCAGUUUUUAUCUUUGUUCUGACAAAAAUAUCAUGCAAAUAAUCUCCAUUUUCUCACAAAUCUGUUAAUUAAUACGGCAAAAGAUUAUUGACCCCUAAUGAAUAUCUUUACUUUAAAGGCUUAUUUUAAAAUGUAUUUUCAGCACAGAGAGAGAAAAAUCAUGUCACAGAUAUAAAAUACUUAAGCAGUUUAAAAACAAACUUCAGCAUAAUUGAGGCCAAAGAGUGUUUGUGUAGGAAAAUUCCCAAGAAAUGAAACCAUGAACACAUUCCCACUGUUCAGUGAGGAGGAGAAUGAAGGAAGAAAAAAGUUCAGAUUUUGAAUUGCAGUUUUGUGAUUCUUGUGGUUGUCAAGUAUCUUAAGUGUUAUUUUUUUUAAAACAAAAGCAUAUUAAAGGAGCAGUUCCUGACGCUUCAUCAUUGUCAUCAUGAGCUGUGGUCAGUUGGAGGUGGUAUUUUUGAGCAAUUUUGCAAAUAGAGGUCCAAGUCUUGUGAAGAUUAAUGGCAUCAUGCUACAACAUCAGUGUGUGAUCUUUGACCAACAUCUUCGAACGAAGCUGAACACUCCAGUCUGAGUGGACAGCUUAUGUGCACAAACCUAAGAAUACAAAGGAACAACUUCUGCAUGGAAGAUCUCUACAGCAGGAGUUUUGUAAGAUAGUGUUUUGCUACUUACUGCAUGUUAAUGUCUCUCUAAUCUAAAAUGUUAACUUUCAUCAUGAAAAGCAAUAAUUCUGGAGGGCACUUUUUACAUUUUCACACUUUAUUGCUCACUCAGAUUAAACUAUUGCUCAUUUAUUUGGGGGAAUCAUGUAAUUUUACACUAUAGUGUUAGAAAACAAGACAUCUUAAGAACUAAAUGUGCUGGAGUGUUUUUAUCUGUUUAUAAUCAAAGGACGUGCAGUGUUUCAACACAUCCUUCACAAACAGACAAUGCUAUACACUGUAACCCAUGUUCUGGUAUAAUUUAGCUCCUGUUUCUUUUUCUGUUUCAUCAAAACCAGUUAAUAAGC
Tachysurus vachellii is the source of this 3500-nucleotide messenger RNA. RefSeq names its product zinc finger DHHC-type palmitoyltransferase 2 (gene zdhhc2). Gene Ontology annotation, molecular function: protein-cysteine S-palmitoyltransferase activity. Gene Ontology annotation, cellular component: Golgi apparatus; endoplasmic reticulum. Gene Ontology annotation, biological process: protein targeting to membrane; peptidyl-L-cysteine S-palmitoylation. The record is from RefSeq and is a predicted model, not a curated record. The transcript is spliced from 13 exons. The coding region runs from base 147 to 1253 and encodes 368 amino acids. NCBI's taxonomy places the organism in Eukaryota, Metazoa, Chordata, Actinopteri, Siluriformes, Bagridae.